UUUUUUUGGUUGUCGACUUGUGUUGUUAUCUUUUAACAAGGACCAUUAAUCAACUAAAAUAUAAGAAAAUAUAGUACAUGAUCAGUAUAUAGUGGUCAAAUCCAAAGUAGUCAUCUUUAUCAAUUUUCAUGUAUAAGGAAAGUUUAUGAAACAUUGUUUCGUGACGUUCCACUUAGUGAAUUAAAUAAAUUAUUUAUUUCUUUAUCUAAUUAUUUUAUCUUGUAUUGGGUAAUAGAUGGAAGGAGAUCGUAGAUGGAUGUAUGAUAGAAAUCAUCCUAAUCGUGGUGGGUUAAAGGAAGAAUUUGUAGAAGAUGUUAAAGGAUUUAUUGCUUAUACAAAAACACUUCCUGAAUUUCGUAAUGAAGGAACAAUCAGAUGUCCUUGUGCUAAGUGCAAAUGUAUAAAGUUAUUGAUACCGGAGGAUGUUAAAGUUCAUCUUUACAGAAAUAGGUUUAGAAAAUAUUAUUAUGUGUGGACAGUUCAUGGGGAGAAAAAUCUAGUUUUGAUGGAAAGUAACAUCCAUUUAAUCAUAAAUAAACUGGCAAAAAAAUUUCCAUGUGAUUUUUUCAAUGUAAUGGAACAUCUCCCAGUUCAUCUUGUAAGAGAGGCACGACUUGGAGGGCUUGUUCAAUGUAGAUGGAUGUAUCCAUUUGAGAGGACUAUUUGCAAAUGUAAACGGACGAUGAAACAAAAAUCCAAGAUUGAGGGAUCAAUAUGUGAAGCAUAUCUAGUGAAAGAAAGUUCUCAUUUCUAUUCAUAUUAUUUUGAGCAUCAUGUGCUAUGUUUGAGAAAUAGGCCAAAUUGGCAUGACGAUGAAGGUGAUAAUGACACGAUGAAGGUGAUAAUGAUCUUUUGGCACCGCCGAUAUCCAUAUUCAAUCAAAUUUACUUUUAUAAUAAUUGUAAUUUUUUUACUGAAUAAUUUCAAACGAAUCUUGGAAGAGUUCAUUCAAAGCCAGUCGAUUGAUGAUCAAGGUAGGCAAAUCCAACCAACCCAAGAGGAGAUCAUGGACAUGUGGAUUAAGGCAGCUGGUGGCUGCAUAAGGGGAGAGUCUACGGCCUUGAAUCAGAGUUUAGUAUCGGCCGUCGUACUUCUGAAUUGUCUGAUUCUUAUUCUUCGUCACAUUGCUCGGUUGAUCUGGAUGAGUUUGAGCAAUUGAAUAGGAAGGUAGCAAAGAUUACAGAGUUGCAUCUUUAAGAAAGGGGUGCAAGGGAAGAAUAGGCAAAGCGAAGGGAGGAAGAAGAUAGGCGAAGAGAGGAAGAGGAAGAAGAUAGGCGAAAGGAUGAUCCAUUAAGACUUGUCACUAGUGAUGUUAAAAGUCUCAUGUCUCUGAUAAACUCACUCUUAGCAUCUGGUACAUUUCCUGUUCCCCGUUUUUCAGCAUCUGAUGAUAACUAAGGAGUAGUUUCUUUUAUUAGCUUGUAUUGGAUGGUACUUGGAUGUUGAAUAUUGAAUGUUAGAUUUUUUGAGUUUUUGUUCUACUUUUGGAUUAGUUGGAUUAAUUAUGAAAUGGAUUGAUUAGUUGUUGUUUAUGAAAUG
Nicotiana tabacum (common tobacco) is the source of this 1539-nucleotide messenger RNA. The record is from RefSeq and is a predicted model, not a curated record. NCBI's taxonomy places the organism in Eukaryota, Viridiplantae, Streptophyta, Magnoliopsida, Solanales, Solanaceae.